UGUCAUCUAUUAGUAGCGGGAACGAAACAUCAUUACGUGGCUCGAUCUGGAAACGAUUGACUACGCUUCGACGGCAUGGCAAACACGCAUCUUCGCGGCGGAUGUAACCACAUCGGAUUGUGCUUUCUAAGGAUGUACUCGUGUCAAGUGGGUAGAUUUCUUUGGUGGUGGUAGGAUGUGUUUCUGUGGUGAAUAUGUGGCAACCAUCACAGUUCCACGCUCGAAAUUCGUUGCCAAGACACCAAGAACCCGGUGCGCGCCUAGCAACGCAGGUGCGUGCUUUGGGUCGCAGACCAAUCAAUCAUGGCGGAGUAAGGCCUGCUGCAGCACUUGAAAAUGUCGACGUUUUUCGUAGACCAAACAUGCAGAAUCAAGGGCCAACUUUGAGUACACCUGUGUCAAAUGCAAAUAAACAGUUAUCAGGGAGGCGCUUACCACCCCUUCCUGGGUGCUCAAAUAUUCAGACUCUCAUCGGCAAGGGAUAUUCCUUGGGUGAUCUCGAAAAUUCAGAUGGAGGUGAGCAUGUAAUGAAUCCAGAUUUCAUAAAGCGAUAUCUGAAAAAACAUCCAAAUCUACUAGAUGACUUUGUGCUGGAACAUGUUGAAGAGGAGAGGAUUGCUACAUGGUUGUAUAAAAAGAAAAAUAAUAACUACGAACAGGAAGAUGGACGAAGUGCUGCGAGCCUUCCUCACUCAGAAGACCAUGACCACACCGGGUUCAAGUUGCAUGAUAUUGGAUCCAUCUCUGCAAGUCCACCACCAUGUGAAGCUUCUUAUGUAAAGAUGUGCUCAUCAUCAGAUUCAGAAUUACACACCCGGUACAAAAGUUGUGACGUUGAAAACGUCCUCUCUGUUCUGACACAAGAAAUACGCUUGAGCCCUGUUGAUGAAAAAAGUUACUUUCUUCAUGAAAUUGGAGUCAUUGCGGGUGCAGCGACUAGGGCAGAUUCCUAUGCAGUUUACCUAGUGUGCAGUGCGGGGAAGGAAUUAAUACAGACAUUACCAAAAGACAAUCAACAUACAGCGCCACAUGGGACUCAUCAGCCAAUCACAGAAGGGAGCACAGUGGCUGCUUACGUAGCAGAACAUAAAAAGACAGUAUUACUCAGGGAUAUUCACGGGGACGAGCGAUUUCCUCUAGGUACUGGCUGUGACCAGACAUCAUCAGUUCUGUGUAUACCACUGCUGCUGGGUAUUGAUCUCAUAGGUGUGAUAGAGUUUAGCAAACGAUUUGAUUCCAAGCCAUUUAGUAAAGAUGACCAACAGAUAGUCACGGCGAUGGUGACAUGGGCAGCAGGCUUUCUGUUGGAGUGCGAAGUCAAUGGUGUCGCAGUAAAGCAGAGGGAGCUAAACGACUUUCUCUUGGAGGUUUCACGGGUUAUAUUUGAUGACAUCAUAACGUCAGACAAAUUAGUUAGUCGCAUAAUGAUGUUUGCCAAAAAUCUAGUGGCAGCUAGUCGGUGCUCGUUUUUCUUAGUCGAUCUCGAAAGGAAUGAACUUUACGCAGAUCUGUUUGAUGAAGGGGUAGAGGACGACGCAUCGCAAUCAAUCCUAAAGAAACAACCCAUCAGGUUUUCCAUUGACAAGGGCAUUGCUGGACACGUGGCCAAGACGGGAGAGAUAGUCAAUAUCAAGAACGCCUAUGAAGAUCCAAGAUUUAACAGGGACAUAGACAUAAGAACUGGUUUCACGACCCAGAACAUCCUAUGUAUGCCUAUCAUCAGUAAAGGCGUUGUGAUCGGUGUGGUGCAGAUGAUCAACAAAUUGUCGGGGACCUGCUUUACGGCCACUGAUGAAGCUGCCUUCAAGACAUUUGCUGUCUAUUGUGCUCUUGCUCUUCACUAUUCUAAGAUGUACUCAAGUCUGAAACACCAACAGAGUAUGAACCGUGUAGCCCUAGAACAGCUCAGUUAUCACAUUCGCUCAGAAGAUGCCUGCCAAAUGCUGCUUGCCAGCCCUCUACCAGACCGUAUCCCGGAAUCGUUCAACACCCUUGAUUUCUACUGUAAAGAAUACGAGUCGGAACUUCCACAGCUGUUCAACUACAUCGUCCAGACAUUUGCAAAAUCAGUCAAGGUCGAUCUCAUCAAACUUUGUCAUUUUGUCACAACUGUGCGGAAGAACUACCGACCUAUCUCAUAUCACAACUGGCGCCAUGCUUUCACUGUGUGUCACUGUAUGUACUUCGUCCUUCUGCAGAUACCAGGAGUGUUCAGAGAAGAAGAGGAGUUGGCUCUGCUUGUUUCCUGUAUUUGUCAUGAUCUGGAUCAUCGAGGUUACAACAAUGCCUUUAUGCAGAAGCUGGAACAACCAUUGGCGAGUCUCUACUCAACUUCAGUCAUGGAGCAGCAUCACUUCAACAUGACUGUUACAAUAUUACAGCAAGAGGACCAUGAUAUCUUUAGCCAUCUAUCCCAGGCCCAGUACAAGGACAUGCUGGACAAUAUCCGGACUGCAAUCAUCGCCACAGACCUGGCAUUGUACUUUGGCAACCAGAAGAAAAUCGAAAAACUCAUUUCGAACAAAGAAUUUGAUGUCGAAGUCAAUGAACAUAGGAAUCUGCUGAAAGCCAUCAUGAUGACGGGGUGUGACCUGUGUGCAGUCAGCAAGCCAUGGCCAGUUCAACAAGCAAUAGUUAGACUCAUUUAUGCGGAAUUCUAUGAUCAGGGAGACAAAGAAAAAAUGAUGGGAAUGAAACCACUGCCUCUGAUGGAUCGAAACCAAAAGAAAAACGUGCCAAAAGAUCAGUGUGGGUUCAUCAAAUUUGUUUGUAUGCCUGGCUUCAGGAACUUAAAAGACAUCUUACAGAAUGAGGGUGUAUCAAUACUGCUCAGCAACUGCGAGUCUAACCUGAGGCAUUGGGAGGAGAUUGCAGCCGAGGUGGAGAGGACUGACGAGAUCUUGUGGGACGUCACUAGUACAGAUUCAUAGCAGCAGGCAUCGAUCAGCCAUUUAGGAUGUAAUGGAAUGUAAUUCCCUGUGAUUGAUAGAGGAAUUAAUCCUCUAGCUCAGACAAAGCCCUCUUUUGCAAUUGACGGUUUGAUUGAUGCUGUUCGGUUAGGGGUUACUCAUUAAGUUGCUACUACAUGCGUGUGCAUUUAAGACCCUUUCAAGACCAAGACUCUUGCAGAAUGUGAGUUCAGUUGUAUUUAGUGAGGACCAUUGAUACCUAUUUUAUGGAGAGAAAUGACAUUGAGUUGAGAAAGUUUGGGGUUCCGCCAGUACUCUGUGGAUAUGAUUAGUCCAGACAGAACUCUUUUAAAGGAUUCUUGUCUUUAAUUUACACCAUGGUGAAUUCAAAUUUAACCAUGGAUCUUUUUAGUAAGGUUAGUGCACAAUACUGGGGACAUGGCACAUUUAGUUCGCAAUUACAAUGACGACUAUUUUAGCAAAAUUGUACAAUAUUCCAGCCUCCUUGUUUUGACCCCCCCCCCCCCCGGCAAGUUCCUCUUGAUGUUAUGGACUUUAUUCUUAUCAGCCACGCAUUUUGUUCUAUAGAAAAAUGUUAUUGCUCAAUAAAUGCCGGUAUUUACAUUUCCCCUGCUAUUAUAUGCUGUGGCUAAAUUUUAGAAUCGUUACCUAUGCUUUCUGUUAAAACAUGCCAUGUCAUUUCAUUUUGUUUUUUUAUUUGUUAAGCCAAAAGCCAUACUAAACUGUUGCAAAUAUGUUCAUAAUACACCAUUAAUGUUACUUGUAUUUUUAAUGAGAGA
Molecule: messenger RNA, 3709 nt
Organism: Lineus longissimus
Lineage: Eukaryota; Metazoa; Nemertea; Pilidiophora; Heteronemertea; Lineidae
Product: cAMP and cAMP-inhibited cGMP 3',5'-cyclic phosphodiesterase 10A-like
Exons: 22
Coding region: 195-2930 (911 amino acids)
Biological process (GO): signal transduction; negative regulation of receptor guanylyl cyclase signaling pathway
Molecular function (GO): protein binding; 3',5'-cGMP-stimulated cyclic-nucleotide phosphodiesterase activity
Source: RefSeq, a predicted model, not a curated record